Stomoxys calcitrans (stable fly) is the source of this 1517-nucleotide messenger RNA. RefSeq names its product mRNA cap guanine-N7 methyltransferase (gene Rnmt). Gene Ontology annotation, cellular component: nucleus. Lineage: Eukaryota; Metazoa; Arthropoda; Insecta; Diptera; Muscidae. The coding region runs from base 145 to 1386 and encodes 413 amino acids. Gene Ontology annotation, molecular function: mRNA 5'-cap (guanine-N7-)-methyltransferase activity. The transcript has 3 exons. The record is from RefSeq and is a predicted model, not a curated record. Gene Ontology annotation, biological process: 7-methylguanosine mRNA capping.
UGUGGCAAUACUCGGAUACUCUUUGGACAUUUUAUGUAGUGCAAGUUUUAGUGACAUUGGCUUUUAUAUUUUAUAUAUUUUUUAUAAUCUAGACAUACAUGCAUAUGAUUUAAAAAGAAAAGAGUCCAAUUAUUUACAUUCAAAAUGAGUUGUGACGGCAAAGAAGGGGGAUUCCCAGGCUCACGUCUGGAAGAUAGCAGCAGUAGUGAUGAUGGUGCAGAAGAUGUGCCUGAAUCAAUGGACCAUCAACAACAGGCACCAGAAUGCCCCUAUCCUAGCACCCAACAUGAUGAUGACUCUUGGAGAGAUGAUGACGAGGUGGAACCUCGAAAUCCCCCAGCUGAUGGCAACAUGCGAGUUGUCGCUUCACAUUACAAUGAACUGAAAGAGUCUGGUAGAAUAGAAAGAUUGAAAUCACGUAUUUUUCAUAUGCGCAACUUUAAUAAUUGGAUCAAAUCACAACUAAUAUCAGAAUAUCUGACACUUAUCAAACAUUCCCAACGCAUGGGUGAUCCUAUGCGUGUAUUGGAUAUGUGUUGCGGCAAAGGCGGUGAUCUUUUGAAAUGGGAAAAGGCUUUAAUAACACAUUUAAUCUGCACUGAUAUUGCAGAGGUUUCUGUGGAGCAGUGCAAAAAGCGCUAUGAAGACAUUUUAAGAAGAGCUGUAAAAUCGAAAUUUGCCCACAAAUUCUCCGCGGAAUUUUUCGCUUGUGAUUCUACGCUUGUUCGUUUGAGGGAACGAUUUAAGGAUCCCUCACUGAAAUUGAACUUAGUUUCUUGCCAGUUCGCUUUUCACUAUUCUUUUGAGUCACUCACACAAGCCGAUUGUAUGGUGCGUAAUGCCGCAGAAUGUUUGCAGCCGGGUGGAUACUUCAUUGCCACCAUUCCUGAUGCAUACGAAAUAAUGAAACGUUUAAGAUUGUCCGAAAAUGGUCGUAGCUUUGGCAAUGAUGUUUACAAUAUAGAAUUUUGUUCAGAUACCGAUCCCCCACCAUUUUUUGGGGCAAAAUAUCAAUUUCAUUUGGAGGGAGUUGUAGAUUGCCCAGAAUUUUUGGUACAUUUCCCAACGCUGGUAAAACUUUGUCGCAAAUAUGGCUUGAAAUUAGAGCGGAAAACGACAUUCGCUGAUUACUACAAAGAAAAUAAAGAAUCCGGUCGCAAUCUUUUACAACGAAUGAAUGGUUUGGAGACUGUGAAUCCCAAUCGCAUUGGUAACGAUGAACAAUACGAGCAUAUCAGGCGCUAUAUAAAGGGGAAUACAAGCAGGUCAUAUGGAUCACUAUCAAAGAGCGAAUGGGAAGCAACUACUCUAUAUCUUGUGUGCGCCUUUCGAAAGUGUAAAAAUACUUGGGAUGCUCAAGGAAAACCAGUGUUCGAGUUUGACUGACCCUUUCAUGGUUAAUUUAAUGUUUAGCAGCUUGUCUUUUUUUAUAAAACUGCAAUUAUAUUAAACCUUACAUCGAAAGUGAAAAAAAAACAACCAAACCGUUUUUGUUAAUAAAUUAAAAGACUUUGAGA